CCCAGACCCAGCAGCUAUUGUGGUCGUCCCUCAGCCGCGUCGCACCGCAUCGCAUUCUACGAUUCGAAGCUCUCUCUGCUCGCAGCCAUGGCGAAGAAUUACCCAACCGUGAGCGCCGAGUACAGCGAGGCCGUCGAGAAGGCCAGGCGCAAGCUCCGCGCCCUCAUCGCCGAGAAGAGCUGCGCGCCCCUCAUGCUCCGCCUCGCGUGGCACUCCGCGGGGACGUUCGACGUGUCGUCGAGGACCGGCGGUCCCUUCGGUACUAUGAAGUGCCCGGCGGAACUGGCUCACGGCGCCAACGCGGGGCUGGACAUCGCGGUGCGGCUGCUCGAGCCCAUCAAGGAGGAGUUCCCCACCCUCUCCUAUGCCGAUUUCUACCAGCUUGCCGGAGUUGUGGCCGUCGAGGUCACCGGUGGGCCUGAGAUCCCCUUCCACCCCGGCAGGGAGGACAAGCCUCAGCCGCCACCUGAGGGCCGUCUUCCUGAUGCCACCAAGGGUUCUGACCACCUGAGGCAAGUCUUUGGCAAGCAGAUGGGUUUGAGUGAUCAGGACAUUGUUGCCCUCUCUGGUGGCCACACCUUGGGAAGGUGCCACAAAGAGCGGUCUGGUUUUGAGGGGGCCUGGACUACGAACCCUUUGGUCUUUGACAACUCUUACUUCAAGGAACUUCUGAGUGGCGACAAGGAGGGCCUUCUUCAGCUCCCAAGUGACAAAGCCCUGCUGAGCGACCCUGUCUUCCGCCCUCUUGUGGAGAAAUAUGCUGCAGAUGAGAAGGCAUUCUUUGAUGACUACAAAGAGGCCCACCUCAAGCUCUCCGAACUGGGGUAUGCUGAUGCUUAAAUGGUCCAUAUCCUGGAGCGGGACACAAACUGCUGCCUGUAUGGACUCGUGCGAUUCAGGGUGAACCAUCAGAUUGUCUAGUGUCUUCUUUGUAAUAAAUUUAUCUGUUCUUGGUACUUUGUCUAUGGUUGAAUCGGAACCCAUUUUCCGUUUGCCUAGAUUCUUAAUUUCUGGUGCUGUAUCCAGCUGAAACUAGUAGAUCUAUGAUCUUGUGGCUGCAGCAUGUUCUUGUCACUUUUAUCUGGUCUCCGUUGGUUCGGUUCACAGGUUGUGUGCUUUAAAAGGCUGUGCUUAAGUCCUGCAAUUCGAGUCCACCAAACUGUAGGGUGCAAGUCGAGAUUUUAUUAGUGAUGCAAGUUGCUGGUAUUGGUGCAUUAUCGGGCUAAUACGCUUGCGUUGCCUUCUGAUUUUAUAAGUGAUGUAAAUUGCUGGUUUUAACGUGCA
Messenger RNA from Zea mays, 1284 nucleotides. Its product is annotated as L-ascorbate peroxidase 1, cytosolic. Gene Ontology annotation, molecular function: heme binding; peroxidase activity. Gene Ontology annotation, biological process: hydrogen peroxide catabolic process; response to reactive oxygen species; cellular response to oxidative stress. Lineage: Eukaryota; Viridiplantae; Streptophyta; Magnoliopsida; Poales; Poaceae. The record is from RefSeq and is marked validated. Bases 88 to 840 code for a protein of 250 amino acids. The transcript is spliced from 9 exons. Gene Ontology annotation, cellular component: chloroplast.